AUGUUGAGUCAAAAGAAAAUCAGAUUGUGAUGAAUUGAUACGCAAUCUAGAAGGUAGAGAAUGAUCUGGAUCACGUGUGAAAAGUCGUGAGGAAAAGUAGUUUAGCGCGGUUGCCGCCAAGAUUGCGCCAAAAUCGAGUCUCUCUCGCACACUCCUGCAAGACGAUUUCAACCGCCACUCGACCAGCAAGUCGCUCGACCAUCACAUCUUUAUCCGUCUCCUCAGCAUCAAGCAACAGCUCAAUACACCCUAAUCAGCCGAUUCUGAUUCGAACACACCGUCAAAAUGGUUCUCGCAGUCGAUCUCCUGAACCCAACGCCUCAGGCUGAGGCCCGCAAGCACAAGCUCAAGACCCUUGUCCCAGCUCCUCGAUCAUUCUUCAUGGACGUCAAGUGCCCCGGCUGCUUCACAAUCACCACCGUUUUCUCACACGCACAAACCGUCGUUGUCUGCGCCGGCUGCUCAACGGUCCUCUGCCAGCCCACCGGUGGCAAAGCCAGACUCACAGAGGGCUGCUCAUUCCGAAGAAAGUAGACGACUCAGCAUGGUGUGAUAUUUGAUGGCAUAUUUGCUUGAUAGAAGAUGGAUUCCCAGGCUUAUCACCGAUAUCACGAUGAUUCGGAGUUCCGGAUAUCUUGCAAAAAAGACUUGACACAUGGCGGGGAAAUGUCAUUGUUUUUUUAACGACCAACAGCGUAAAGGAUGCUUUUUGUCAACACGCAUGGGGGUUACUUUACGAAAAAGUCUUUUCAGCUUGGGAUGACGGGCAGAGGCAAAAAGAGUCUGCAUGAACAUACGCUUCGUUGUUAUGUGAGGACGGCAGAUCUUGAUGUUGAGGAGGCCAACGACCUUGCGUUCAGGCUGGAUCAUGGUGCAAGAUGGAUAGUCAUGUACUUGUAGUACAGCGGCAAGCAAUAAAAUCUUCAACAAAGCA
This is a messenger RNA of Exophiala viscosa, 934 nucleotides long. RefSeq names its product putative 40S ribosomal protein S27. Gene Ontology annotation, molecular function: structural constituent of ribosome; RNA binding. The coding region runs from base 286 to 534 and encodes 82 amino acids. NCBI's taxonomy places the organism in Eukaryota, Fungi, Ascomycota, Eurotiomycetes, Chaetothyriales, Herpotrichiellaceae. Gene Ontology annotation, biological process: translation; ribosomal small subunit assembly. Gene Ontology annotation, cellular component: cytosolic small ribosomal subunit; ribosome. The record is from RefSeq and is a predicted model, not a curated record. The transcript is spliced from 3 exons.